AUGCAGAAGAAGCCCCUGAAGAAGGACAUCCAAAAGAAGAGGCAGAACAAAGACCUGAUUGAACUGCAGGCCUUGAUUGACAGCCACUUCGAGGCCAGGCGUAAGGAAGAAGAAGAGCUGGUUGCCCUUAAGGAGAGAAUUGAGAAGCGCAGAGCUGAAAGAGCAGAGCAACAGAGAAUUCGGGCUGAGAAGGAGAAGGAGCGUCAAGCACGGCUUGCGGAGGAAAAGGCACGGAGAGAGGAAGAAGAUGCUAAGAGAAAAGCUGAGGAUGAUCUCAAGAAGAAGAAGGCUCUGUCGUCUAUGGGUGCCUCAUACAGCAGCUAUCUGGCAAAGGCUGAUCAGAAGAGAGGGAAGAAGCAAACAGCUAGAGAGACAAAGAAGAAGGUCCUGGCAGAGAGGCGCAAGCCUUUGAACAUUGACCAUCUUAAUGAAGACAAGCUGAGGGACAAGGCUAAGGAACUGUGGGACUGGUUGUACCAGCUGCAGACUGAAAAGUAUGAUUUCACUGAGCAAAUAAAGAGGAAAAAAUAUGAGGUGAGUGGAAAAGCCAUUUUUUUAAAUGAUACCAGCUCCAAAAUGUUAAAAUCUCCAAGAAUCAUCUGGCAAAAGCUGUACGAUGCCAAAAUCAUUUGAUUCUUUAGUGACUUUUUGGAAUAUUUAAGUAGAAAUGCACCUGGGACUAUAGUCCUCCUGAUGUACUUGGACUGGA
Messenger RNA from Phasianus colchicus (ring-necked pheasant), 709 nucleotides. NCBI's taxonomy places the organism in Eukaryota, Metazoa, Chordata, Aves, Galliformes, Phasianidae. The record is from RefSeq and is a predicted model, not a curated record.